GCGGGCUUUAGAACCGCCAAGACACCCGAAUCUGCCGUCUUACCUAUACGAAGAGAACAGAGCUGGACGUCCGCCACAGAGAGUUGUUCACCCAGCCAGCCUCAAGAGCCAGUGAUUGCAGUGGAUGAUCAAGUCAUGGCUCCAAGUGGAGGUGAAAUUCUGGUGCUGCUUCUACUAGUUCCAACACACUGUUUUGCACAAGAGAUUCUCCAUGCUCCCGAGAGUACAACUGUCUUUCUAAACCAACUAGCAGUUUUUACAUGUGAGACAAGAGGUGGUAUAACUUCGUGGAGACUCAAUGGAACACAGCGAGAAAUCCUUCUACUUGACAUACGUAGUGACCUGGUUAUCUCAGAAAAGAGCACUACUUCUGAAGGCACUGCAGUGCACAAUCUGACCAUCCUAGCCAGAGCCCAGUACAAUGGAACUAGAGUUCAGUGUCUGUCUGUGAUAAUUGGUGGCCCCUUAGUGGAGAGUGACAAUGUCACAUUGACCAUUCAAGGUCCACUGUCAGCAGUAGGUGACUUGAAAUUUGAUGCUAAAAAUGCCAGUUCAGCGACCAUCUCGUGGAGUGCUCCAUUCUCUCUGGAUGUGACUGGUGUUGAUCCUGAUAUCUGGUACUCUGUCCUCAUCUACAAUGUGACAGAUGAGAACACCCAAACAGCCAUCCUCUGUACUGACUGUAUCAAUAUACACUAGACACACUACACCUUCACUCCUGACUACCUCAGUCCUUGUCAUGUGUACAACUUCUCUGUCAUCCCUCUGAAUGGAGCUGGCCAGGGAGAGAGGAGUCCCAACAUUACUGGAUAUGUUUUAAACGUGUCAGCACUUAUAAAGACUCAUAUCCGAGCUAUCUCUAGGAACGAGACCAAUGUUACAUUUACGAGUAAUCCCACCAGUGAACUUUGUAGUAGCUGGAGGGUCACUCCUGAUGUAGUGGAUGAUCGUGUCAUUGAAGAGCCACCAUCACCAGAAGGACCAGAUGUCACCUACCAACUCCUUGCUGACAAUAGAUAUUCAUUCCUGGUGUCCCUUCCUAAUGCCACUGAUGAAGUAGCCCACCCGCGGAUCAAUUUCACUACAUAUGAUGUCCAGAGUGCUGCCGCUGACACCACCAAGGGUACCGAUAAUGGGUUCACUUUUACUGGAGAGUUCAUUGAGAGCACAACAGCUCAGGGAUGUUUCAUAGUUUUAGAAUCUGAAUAUGGAAAUCCUGAUGUAUUCAGAGCCCUACUACUGCCAGAUGACUCCAGCACUUAUGUACCGCAGAGUAUUAUGAUAACAUUUUCUCUUCACCGUAUCAUGUGUUUGUCUAUGACCUGAGGAGAUGGACUGACUAGCAGCAUCCUGCUGUGAACAGAGCACUACUGUCACUGUUAUGGGCACAGUGAGGUGUCUGCUGUAUUAGUGGUACAUUUGCCUUUUAUCAAUUCUAUAUGCAGGUCCGCAUCGCUGAUGCCAGAAUCUCAAUUUCUAACAAUGGCAGUGGUUGACUGGACAUGAAACAGCACAGUGUGAAUUGAGUGCAUUGUAAGUUCAAAGACUGUAAUAGAGAGAGCCUCAUGUGUCCGGG
Molecule: messenger RNA, 1576 nt
Organism: Geodia barretti
Lineage: Eukaryota; Metazoa; Porifera; Demospongiae; Tetractinellida; Geodiidae
Source: the annotation of a GenBank genome assembly